Molecule: messenger RNA, 1197 nt
Organism: Naumovozyma castellii
Lineage: Eukaryota; Fungi; Ascomycota; Saccharomycetes; Saccharomycetales; Saccharomycetaceae
Exons: 1
Coding region: 1-1197 (398 amino acids)
Source: RefSeq, a predicted model, not a curated record
AUGUCUCAAGAACAAUCCUUUGAAAUACCGGCAUUAGAUAAAGUGUUCAAUCUAUACGAUUUUGAACUCAUCGCAUCGGAAACUUUGCCAAAGCAAGUUUAUGCGUAUUAUUCAUCUUCCGCAGAUGAUGAAGUAUCUUACAGAGAAAAUCAUAACUCAUUCCAUAACAUUUUUUUCAAACCCAAGAUUUUAGUAGACGUCACGGAUAUUGAUUUGACUACUGAAAUAUUAGGAUCAAAAUUGCAGGUGCCAUUUUAUGUAAGUGCCACUGCAUUAUGUGGUUUGGGCAACCCUAGCGGUGGUGAGUUGGAUAUUGUAAAGGGAUGUGCUGCUGUAAAUGUACCUCAAAUGAUUUCAACAUUUUCCUCCUUUUCUCUCGAUGAGAUUGCGGCAGCUAGAGUAGAUGACAACCAAGUUCAGUGGUUCCAGUUAUAUGUGAAUUCAGAUAGGAAAAUUUCGGAAGAUUUAAUCAAGAAGGCAGAACAAUUAGGUAUCAAGGCUUUAUUUGUCACUGUGGAUGCUCCCCAGGCAGGAAAUAGAGAAAGAGAUGCCAGGUUCAAGUUUUGUGCUAACAAAGAUAAUGGACCACAAAUUAUGGAAAAGACUUCUGUUGAAAAGAAGACUACAAAUGGUACUGCAAGAACAUUAUCUAAACUAAUUGAUACUUCUUUGACAUGGAAGGAUAUUGAAAAUUUUAAAAAAUUUACCACUUUGCCAAUUAUCCUUAAAGGUGUACAAAGAGUGGAUGAUGCAAUCAAAGCUGCCGAGAUCGGGUGUAGAGGUAUUGUUUUAACAAAUCAUGGUGGAAGACAAUUAGAUUUUUCAAGACCACCAAUCGAAGUGCUUGCUGAAACUAUGCCUGAAUUAAGAGCACGUGGAUUGGAUAAGAAUUUUGAUGUCUUAAUUGAUGGUGGGAUUCGUCGUGGUACAGAUAUCUUGAAAGCUCUUUGUUUGGGAGCUAAGGGAUGUGGUAUUGCUUCUCCCUAUUUAUUUGCUAAUUCUUGUUAUGGUAAAGAAGGUGUUGAGAAGGUCACUGAUCUUUUAAUCAAAGAAUUACUACUAUCGAUGAGAUUAUUAGGUGUAACAAAACUUGCUGACUUAAACCCUGAUUUCUUGGACCUUAAUGGUUUAUAUUCGAGAUCUGUAACUGUCCCACGAUUCACAAUUGAUCGUGGCUCCAAUCCUUUCAAGAACUAA